AAUAUUAUUACAAUGUAAAAUUAUAGCAGCGAUGAAGAAAUCUCAUCUAUUCCAGAGGAUGAAUAUUAAGAUUAUGACAGGUAAGAUUUUGAAGCUAUCCAAUUUGCUGAUAACAAAUAAAAUAUAAGUGAAGCUGAUGAAGAAAAUGAUGAUGAAAAUGAGGAUGAUGAUAAAUAACAAGAUAACAAAUUAUAAAAAAAUGGGAUUAAGUUUAGAUUACCUUAAAGAAAUUAAAUUGAAAAUAAAAAGUCACAAUCCAACUUAAAUAAUCAAAAAGUUUUGACUGAAACUACAAAUUAAAUCAAAAACAUCAGCAAAAUUGAGAAUAGGCCUACCACUUCGAAUUCUUCGUCUUACAAACCUAUCUAUACUACAAGUAUUCAUUAAAGUUAAUAAAUGCAAAAAAAAUAUAAUUACAAAUAAAAAUCAUUUAAUACUUUACCAAAAAGAUCAGAUCCAGUUGCGAGAUAUUAAUAGAUGUCACAAUAAUGGAAGAAAACAAAGUUUUUAUAAAAUACAAAUGGAAUGAAGGAGGGCAGAAAACUGAAUUUAGAUACAAGAAUUGAAUAAUAGAAAUAAGAAUUAAAAGAUUCUGGAAUGUUUCAUAGAUACAUAGCAAAAUCGUAAUUAUUUUUGUGA
Molecule: messenger RNA, 639 nt
Organism: Paramecium octaurelia
Lineage: Eukaryota; Ciliophora; Oligohymenophorea; Peniculida; Parameciidae
Source: the annotation of a GenBank genome assembly